AUGUUGGAAUAAAUGGAAAAAUAUUUAAGUAUGUAUAUUUGCCAACAGGAUAAAAAAAUAUCUUCAUAUGAAAUUUUUGAUUGGAAGAACAAAUUCUAUUACAAAUCUAACCUGAUUUUUAGAAUAUUUGUAUUAGAUGGGGAUAUGAAUUCUAUUUAAAUCUAGAUAAUUCAUAUUGCACUAUUACAAGCAGACAAUUUGAUACAUCAAAAGAUGAAGACCAAGAGUUUGCAAAUAAUUAUACUAAUAUACAUCAAAUUUAUUUUGAUAAAUCCACUCAGAGUUAUAAUCUUGAUGAUUUGAUUAACUUUUGAUAAUUCAGCACCUCUUGAAACUGUGCUUCAGCUGCAGUUUUAUUGCAAUUCAAUUAAUGUACCAAUUUAUAGUAAUUCCUUUCCAUUUGAAUUGGUUUCCUACCAUUCAAAUUAUAAUCUUAGAAUUAAUAUUAAAACUUUUGAUUGCCAAUUUGGAGAAAUAAAAAAUUUAACAAAUCUUUCAUGCGAAAAGUGCGAUUUUAGCAAAGGAUUAUAUACACUAACAUUAAACUCUGAAAGAUGUGACAUUAAAGAUGAUUUAACCAUUAUAAAUGUCUAAAAUAAUUAAUUGGUGUUAAGAGCAGGGUUUUGGAGACCAUAUUUCGAUACAAAAGCAAUUGAUUUCUGCCUUAACCUACAAGAAAACUGUUUAGGAGGAAUAUCUUAAGGAGAUAGAGAAUAUUUAUAAAAUUUGACUCUAGUUCUUGUUUUAUAGGUCAUAUUGGUGCACUUUGUGAAUAAUGUGAUUUAUAUCACACCAGAGGAGAUGGAUAAUAUUCAAUAGUCAAAAGGUUUUCAUGCGGGCUAUGUGUUGAGAGGGAAAGAAACAUCCUGCUAAUUUUUGGAAUCAUUAAAGUUAAUUUGUGAAUUGUGAUGAUAUUUUAACCCUUAUUUUUCUUCUAAUUUAAGUGUAAGGAAAUAUAAAAACAAUUGAGUAAUAUACAAAAUACUUACCACUUAAAAUCUUAAGAAAUUCAAUAUAUAUGAGCAAGAAUUAAUCUGGAACCUUGAUUAAGAUGUUGACAAACUAUUUCUAGAUAAUUGUUUCAAUCACUACCUUUUAAUUACAAUUUUCAGUGGGAUUGAAUUAUACUUUAAACGCUGUUGGAAAUCCUCUUUAAACCUCUUCCUAUUCUCUUGAUUGCUUCUUAGGCGAUCUCAGAGAAUUGCAAAUAAAUUUACAAUAUAUUAGAAUAAUUUGGUAGAUAACAUUACCCGUUUUAUAUAUUUCCCUUUUCAUAGGCUGCUAUUUUUUUGCAACUCUAAUAAGGAAGACAAAAUUCAAUCAAAGUGUUGCCACAACAACUUCAAUCUAUAUCUACAACUCAAAAUUCAUAAUUAAGUUCUUUUAUACAUCAAUUAAAUUUUGA
Messenger RNA from Paramecium octaurelia, 1405 nucleotides. The record is from the annotation of a GenBank genome assembly. Lineage: Eukaryota; Ciliophora; Oligohymenophorea; Peniculida; Parameciidae.